ACUUUUCAAAGAGGAUUAACGGGGUUCGUGCAUCGGUGCUGCAGCCUGGAAUGAUUUUGUAAUAUAACAACCAAGAACGAACCAUGAGAUGGCAUUCAAAGGCAAAGCGGUGGACUCGAAGGCUGGAUCACUUUGACGGAUUGAUUCCAUUCGACUUCAAAACCGAACCUGCUGAAUCCAACUCCAAAUACCUGGUGAACCUCCUGUCCUUGGAGCUCACCUACUUCUGCAGCGGCCUUUUUUUUGCUGCAGUUGUGAGGAGGAGGGUGUGGGACUACGCCCUCACGGUCACACUUCUUCAUGUAAUGAUCACCAGUCUAGUUAUGUUGGAGUUUCCCAUGGUGUGGCAGUGGUGGCUGGCUUUAGGUAGCGGCUUGUUUCUGAUGAUAUGCAACGGUCAGCUGAUAGCUUACUUCACCUGCCAGAGCGACCAAAGCUACGCAUCUUUCAGCAUCUACUGAAAGACAGGAAGCCACUCGCAGUAUGAACUGUUUCCUUAACAGUCUUGUGAAGUGAGGUAGAAAGGAUCAGACCAGAUGCUCUCAUCCUGGAGACACCCAUUAAGUUCUCAACAGUGAUGGGCUUUUUGUGUUCGACACUAAAAAAAAGAAAGAAAAAAAACUCCUUCCCACUUCCUCACCAUCAAGUCGGAACUGGGUCCGAUUUGUGUUCAAGGGUUGACAACAGGCAUCCUUUGGUUUUAUGUGAAUGCCACAAGGAGAUGCUCUGUGUCCAUUGCUUGUGAUGCACAAUGCCUCUGUUACUGUGCAGGAUUUUAAGGCAGCCUGUUAAGUAUUUCAAAACCCUUUUGUAAGCCGCGAAUGCAAAGCAUAACGGGAAAGUUGCAAUACAUGUUUGUGGUAUAUUUUAAAGAUAAAUGUUAAGUGUU
Messenger RNA from Anoplopoma fimbria (sablefish), 889 nucleotides. Its product is annotated as transmembrane protein 244-like. The transcript has 5 exons. The record is from RefSeq and is a predicted model, not a curated record. NCBI's taxonomy places the organism in Eukaryota, Metazoa, Chordata, Actinopteri, Perciformes, Anoplopomatidae. The coding region runs from base 84 to 461 and encodes 125 amino acids.